UCGAGUCGACGAUAUGGUGCAUCUCUUCAAGAUUAAUUGCCUUCAUCUGAUUAUAUUCUCUGUUGUUUAUUUCGAACCGAGAUGCAACGCAGAGAUGCAAUUAGAAGCGACGGUCGAUCAGGUGCUCGACGCGGCUCGUCAAGCAGUUACGAGUGUCGUCGACACUGCUCAAGGAGUCGUUAACGGAGCCAUAGACACUGCCAAGAAUACCGUAAUCGGCGAAAUCAACGUGGUGCAGGACGUCGCCAAGCUUGCAAUACAGACUGGACGCGGAGCCGUUGAAAUCGGCGGAAAUUACGUGGUCGGACUGCUCAAUGCUACAGGAUAAAAUUAACGAUUCCGCCAACUAGACCAUGUCGCUGUUCUU
This is a messenger RNA of Trichogramma pretiosum, 367 nucleotides long. RefSeq lists its product as uncharacterized. NCBI's taxonomy places the organism in Eukaryota, Metazoa, Arthropoda, Insecta, Hymenoptera, Trichogrammatidae. The transcript is spliced from 2 exons. The coding region runs from base 14 to 328 and encodes 104 amino acids. The record is from RefSeq and is a predicted model, not a curated record.